GAGAGAGAGAGAGAGAGAGAGAGAGAGAGAUACACAGCACCACGGAGAGAGAAAAGCAACGGAAGGAGGGAUAAACUGCUACACAACGCCUUUGAAAGUGGAGCGAGAGACAGUGGCAGGCAACGAGCAAAACGACAGAGAGAGACCUGUGAGGGAGGGAGAGAGAGACGCUGAGGCUGGGAGAGCUCACCCCCCCUCCCCUCUUCCUCUCCUCUCCUCCUCUCCCUCCCCCCCCCCCCUCACUCCUUCAGGAGCUGUUGUGUACGAGCGGCAAGUACAGUGUGACUGAGCCAACAUGAGCGAUGUCACCAUUGUUAAAGAAGGCUGGGUGCAGAAGAGGGGUGAAUAUAUUAAGAAUUGGAGACCUCGCUACUUCCUCCUGAAAACCGAUGGAUCUUUUAUUGGAUACAAGGAGAAGCCACAAGAUGCAGAUCUACCCUACCCUCUCAAUAACUUCUCUGUUGCAAAAUGCCAGCUGAUGAAAACUGAACGACCAAAGCCGAACACUUUUAUUAUUAGAUGUCUACAGUGGACUACAGUCAUAGAGAGGACCUUCCAUGUGGACACGCCGGAAGAGAGGGAUGAGUGGGCAGAGGCGAUCCAGAUGGUGGCAGAUAAACUCCAAAGACAGGAAGAGGAACGUAUCCAGUCUAGUCCCACCUCACAGAUAGACAACAUGGGAGAGGAGGAGAUGGACACGUCUAUCAGUCACCACAAACGCAAGACAAUGAAUGACUUUGACUACUUAAAAUUAUUGGGAAAAGGCACUUUUGGUAAAGUCAUUCUUGUAAGGGAGAAGGCCAGCGGGAAAUAUUAUGCAAUGAAAAUUUUAAAGAAAGAGGUUAUUAUAGCAAAGGAUGAAGUGGCCCACACGCUCACAGAAAGCAGAGUACUGAAAAACACAAGACAUCCAUUUUUAACCUCUUUGAAGUAUUCGUUCCAAACAAAAGACCGCCUAUGCUUUGUGAUGGAAUACGUCAAUGGAGGAGAGCUGUUUUUCCAUUUGUCGAGAGAACGGGUGUUCUCGGAGGACCGCACACGCUUCUACGGUGCCGAGAUCGUUUCCGCCCUCGACUACCUGCACUCUGCCAAGAUAGUGUACCGGGAUCUGAAGCUGGAGAACUUAAUGCUUGAUAAAGACGGGCACAUCAAAAUUACAGACUUUGGCCUCUGCAAGGAAGGAAUCACUGAUGCUGCUACCAUGAAAACCUUUUGUGGGACACCAGAGUAUCUGGCACCAGAGGUGCUGGAGGACAAUGAUUACGGGCGUGCGGUGGACUGGUGGGGUCUGGGUGUGGUCAUGUAUGAGAUGAUGUGUGGCCGACUGCCUUUCUACAAUCAGGACCAUGAGAAGCUCUUUGAGCUCAUCCUAAUGGAGGACAUCAAGUUCCCCAGGACGCUCUCUGCUGACGCCAAGUCCCUGCUGUCAGGCCUGCUCAUCAAAGACCCCAACAAGAGACUUGGUGGAGGUCCGGAUGAUGCUAAGGAAAUUAUGCGACAUAAUUUUUUUACUGGAAUCGACUGGCAGGAUGUCUAUGAUAAAAAGCUGAUACCUCCCUUCAAGCCUCAGGUGUCAUCAGAGACAGAUACCAGAUAUUUUGAUGAAGAGUUCACAGCUCAGACGAUCACAAUAACCCCUCCUGAAAAAUUUGAUGAAGAUGGAAUGGACUGCAUGGAUAACGAGCGACGGCCACACUUCCCCCAGUUCUCCUACUCAGCCAGUGGGAGAGAGUGAACGCCAUGCAGCCGACACUGCCACAUGUUCAUCGAGGUGUUACCACCGGAAUAAAUUAGGUCUUCAGCUUCUAACAGCCCCAGUUUUUUUGACCCCCCAUCAACCAUCUUGGUUCUUUCAUUUGUUAAGCUAGACCAAGGAAAACAGUUCUGUUGUAGGGUUAUGGGAAUUUGCACGUUGGGAUAGACCGAAGUCCAACCCACCCAAACGUCUUUGCAGCUCCAGCCCAAAGGUUGGGUUCCAAUGGGAGAACUUUUGCUAUUUGUUAGGAGUUUGUUUACUUUUUUGUCUUUAUUGUGAUUCUCUCUUUGGAUAUUGGUGUUGCUUCACAUUCCUUAUUCAUUAGGAAAUGGUAUAAAGAUGUUUAACCCAAACAUUUCAGUCAGUUCAGAUGAUAAAAUAACUGCAUGGCUUGAAAUUCACAUGGGUUUUACGAUUACAUCUCUUGGGUACACUCUACAAUAAUCAAUGUAGUACAAAGACUACAACAUAAAAUCUCUUGUAUCUCAGCUGCUUUUGUUGGUACUGUUUUUAAGAUUCACCUUCUGUUGUAUAAAGUCAAAACUGCCAUAUACAGUUUACUCAGGCUUCACAGAGUACUGUGUACUGUGUUCAACUCAGUCAUAAGGACUAGUUUUACCCUCAACUCGCUCCCUCAAUCAUUCCACAACUAUUCCUCAGUAUAAAGCCCUGUGAACCUAAGCUAUGCAGCACUUAAACACCACUAACAAUUACAUACACUAUUUAUAUAUGUUUGGAAGAGCCUUGAGUGCACUCAGAAUAAUUUGUGAAUAUACUGUGCUUUUUCUUUCAAAUAUACAGUGUAUCCAUGUGAAAGGCUUUAAUUCUGAUAUAUAAUUCUGUAAGAAGCAGUUUAUGUUUCAGGAAUAUUUUAUGCAGUGUUACUGGGCAAUGAUACGAUAUUCACAGUUUAAGGGAAGCACUUCUAAUAUGAUCACACCAGUGUUCAAAUUCUUCUAUCACAACAAACCUAAUUUCUGAAAAGCUAAAACUGCUUUAAGAUAAUUUGUAAGAAACCCCUUCUACUCAUUGCUUAAUAGUGCAAUCGCAAAGUAGAAGAAAAUAAAAAUGCCAGCAUUAAUGGAGCGAAUGGCAGGGGAAGCACUAUUAUAUUGUUUUAUAAUAGGAAACAGAUGUGAUUUAAAAAAAUCUAUUUAAUUUAAUUGCUCUUUUGUUUGUUUGUCCUCGCAUUCAUUAAGAACGCUUUGAGUCUUUUUGUGGAAAUGAAAAUGGGUCAAUGCAAAGGCCUUUGUUUGUUUUUUUUUUUUGUUUUUGUUUUGUUUUUUAUAAAGUUGACCAGCUUUCUUUUCACGCCAUUAUAUUAUUUUCAGCAAUCUGAGUAUUGUUGGAUGUGUUGGUCGUCUUUCCAACAAUGAAAGGGCUGUAAAAAAUGGCACUCCCAGUAACAAACGAAACAAAUUAUUACAGUACAGUACUGUCCUCUGGCAAUAAGUUACUGUAUGUUAAAAUCUGUAACAUAAACAUGGCAGUGAGCAAGUCACACUCACUAUUGUGCUUUCUUUUUUUAUUGCAUAACAUUUAAAUUAAUUAGCUUUUGAACAGAAUUCCAACAGCUUCAAGAGACAACAGGACUAUAAAUGCAGUGAUUCAGACGUCAAUGUAAAAUUUUUGCUUUUGUGACAUCCUGCUUCCAAAUACUUUCAUGUGCUUCACUACAUCUAACACGUUAAAGCUAUGUUCACAUUCCUAUCUACAACACUACAGUAUAUUUGUCAACAAAUCAAAUACCUCCAGGUGGUGGCAUCACAGAUCAGUAUUCCAAUCAGAUAUUAGCAUAAAAAAUCCUCAGAUAAACAUUGAAAUACUAGGAUAUUUGUUUGAAUUAGGAGUGCCAAAUGUUUUAGAUUGCAGACUGAGGAUUUAACACCCUUGGAUGAUGCUUGAUAAAAUAGUUGAGGGAAUCAGAGGGAAAUAUCUAUAAUUUACAUGGAUAUAGAUUAUACCAAGUGAAAAAUUCUAUAUAUGCAGAACAUUUAUUAAUCUCUCAAUAGUGUUUGGCAAUAAAACCUACUGUCUGUGGCAUUUGUUUCCUGAGUGCAGAGAUGGCUCUUGUGCAUGUUGCUGUUGCUUUUGGUUUAAGUACGUUAAAGUCCAGGCUGUGUGUACUGGUUGCUGUAUUCUUUUCUCCCAAUGGCCUGUUGUGAUGUGGCUGUCAGAUUAAUUUAAGCAGGAAUGGCAAAAACUGCUUUCAUUUGAAGUUGAAGUCAGAAGUUUACAUACACCUUAGCCAAAUACAUUUAAACUCAGUUUUUCACAAUUCCUGACAUUUAAUCAUAGAAAACAUUCCCUGUCUUAGGCCAGUUAGGAUCACUACUUUAUUUUAAGAAUAUGAAAUGUCAGAAUAAUAGUAGAGAGAAUGAUUUAUUUCAGCUUUUAUUUCUUUCAUCACAUUCCCAGUGGGUCAGAAGUGUACAUACACUUUAUUAGUAUUUUGUAGCAUUGCCUUUAAAUUGUUUAACUUGGGUCAGACUUUUUGGGUAGCCUUCCACAAGUUCCUCACAAUAAGUUGCUGGAAUUUUGGCCCAUUCCUCUAGACAGAACUGGUGUAACUGAUUCAGGUUUGCAGGCCUCCUUGCUUGCAGAUACGUUUUCAGUUCUGCCCCCAAAAUUUCUAUCGGAUUGAGGUCAGGACUUUGUGAUGACCACUCCAAUACUUUGACUGUGUUGUCCUUAAAGAGCACCUAUUAUGGUUUUUCAAAUAUUACCUUUCAUGUUGUGUGUUAUAUAGCUGUUUGUGAAUGUAAAAAAGUCUGCAAAGUUUCAAAAAUCAAAGUGCACGAAAUAUGGAGUUAUUGACACCCAAAAGAAAGAACCGAUUCUGAACACUUGAAACGAGUCGUUAGUAAUUCCAGACUUACUUCCUGUACUAACCUACAUAAUUUGGUAACAAAAAACCCACCUCUGGUCUGUUUACAUGUACAGCCAGUGCAGGCUGUUAGCCUGUUAGCCUCUGCUAACCGGCUAACUCACUUAUUGUCAAACUACUUAUAAACUUACCACUGAGAAAGGUCCUGUUCUCGUCGUGCUUGCGAUGGUGGUUCGGGUUGAUCUUCCGAUAUAUCACUAUCGGACUCGGGCUCAAAUUGGUAAGGUAAAACAGACAUUUUUUCAGACGGAGCUGAAACUCGGAUAUGGUAGUGGUCCUUUCCGACACGCGCUGUAAGCGGUAGACCAAUCACAACAGAGCAGAGUAGAAUCUCUGAGAGGAGGAGUUUAGAAUGAAUCCUUUAGAACGGAUCAUUGAACGAGUCGUUUGAGACACUGGGAAAAAAAGGUAAUGCUGCAAUUUAAAUUAUGAGCAAAUUAAAGUGUUUUUUGACCUUGGAUGCAUGUAAAUCUAUUGUAUGAGACCUUUAAAACAAAAUUAGGCACGCUUAAAAACCAUAAUAGGUACACUUUAAGCCAUUUUGCCACAACUUUGGAGGUACGCUUAGGGUCAUUGUCCAUUUGGAAGACCCAUUUGCGACCGAGCUUUAACUUCCUGGCUGAUGUCUUGAGAUGAUGCUUCAAUAUAUCCACAUAAUUUUCCUUUCUCAUGAUGCCAUCUAUUUUAUGAAGUGAACCAGUCCCUCCUGCAACAAAGCACCCCCACAACAUGAUACUGCCUAACAUAACGAUGGUCAUUAUGGCAGUUACAUUUUUGUUUCAUCAGACCAGAGGAUGUUUCUCCAAAAAGUAAGAUCUUUGUCCCCAUGUGCACUUGCAAACUGUAGUCUGACUUUUUUAUGGCAGUUUUGGAGCAGUGACUUCUUCCUUGCUGAGCAGCCUUUCAGGUUAUUUCGAUAUAGGAAUCGUUUUACUGUGGAUAUAGAUACUUGUCUACCUGUUUCCUCCAGCCUCUUCACAAGGUCUUUUGCUCUUGUUCUGGGAUUGAUUUGCACUUUUCGCACCAAACUACGUUCAUCUCUAGGAGACAGAAUGUGUCUCCUUCAUGAGCGGUAUGAUGGCUGUGUGGUCCCAUGGUGUUUAUACUUGCGUACUAUUGUUUGUACAGAUGAACGUGGUACUUCAGGCAUUUGGAAAUUGCUCCCAAGGAUGAACCAGACUUGUGGAGGUCCACAUUUUUUUUUCUGAGGUCUAGGCUGAUUUCUCCAUUACGUCAAGCAAAGAGGCACUGAGUUUGAAGGUAGGCCUUAAAAUACAUCCACAGCUAUCAGAAGCUAAUUGGCUAAUUGCCUAAAGGCUUGACAUCAUUUUCUGGAAUUUUCCAAGCUGCUUAAAAGCACAGUUAACUUAGUGUAUGUAAACUUCUGACCCACUGGAAUUGUGAUAUAGUCAAUUAAAACAAUUGUCUGUAAACAAUUGUGUCAUGCACAAAGUAGAUGUCCUAAACGACUUGCCAAAACUAUAGUUUGCUAAUAUGAAAUCUGUGGAGUGGUUAAAAAAAAUAGUUUUAAUGACUUUAACCUAAGUGUAUGUAAACUUCUGACUUCAACUGUAUAUUUGGCAUUUAUUGAGAAAUUUAAGUGAAUGUGACAGCCCCAUUGUGGGGUUAGGGUGAGCAUAUUUAUAUUGAGGUGGGAUGAUAAUGAAGAAGAGAUAUAACAAAAGCAGAAAGAUUGUUUGGUAAAAUGAUCUAGAGGGUGUUUGAGAUUAAAAUGUGUAUAUAUGAAACGGAAGUAUUGGAUUUCGUACUGCAGUUCGUCUAUAGUCGGUUAGUGGGACAAGUUUGGUUUCUUGCAUGUGUGUUAAGGACUGUUGUGGAUUUGACUACGGUUGGUAAAGAAUGAUUCAGAAAGUUUCUGUCGAUAUCCCUUUUGCCGAACAGUGUGCUCUGUUAUCUGCCCGGAAAUGAUUUCCACCACAAAACCUAAUGCUUUCGUUGAAUGUCAGCAUUGUGAAUGGUCUAACAGUGUAAAGUGAGAUGCCGUAGCAUGGUACUGUUUUUCUAUUGCCAGAUUUGUUCGGUCCCAAUAAGAGUCGAGCUUGAGGAUGUGCGCUUGCAUUCAAAUUGUGAUGUCUUAUCUAAUAAUGUUCUCUGACAGCACAGUGCUGGUACUGCGAGCAGAUUAGCUCUUUAUGUCAUGCUCUGUCUUCCAAAUUGUACUCAUUUUCCUUUAAAUCAUUCUUUUAUCCUUUCCAUAAUUUUUUUUUUUUCUUUUUCUGAGUGAGAAAGUUAAUGCAAUUACCUUAUUUGAUUUAAUGGGCUUAUAUUGCUGACUGUGUUAUUUUAAAAUGUUGUUCAAUUCUAUUAGUUUUUAUUACUUUUUUAUUUAUCAGUGAAUAACUUGAAUAUUUGUCAACUUUAUUUGUUUGUUUCAGUCUUAUUUUACAUUUGGUUAGGUAACUUUUAAAAUUGAAAUUAUGAAUAAGGGGAUUUUUGUUUUGGAUUUUUUUUUUUUUUUUUUUGGUAAAUCCUUGCUUUUCACUUUCAAAAAAAUUUAUUUGUGAUUGUAAGGACACAUUUAUAUAGUCAUACUGUUCAUCCAUUUUAUUAACUUUAAUAUGCACUUGAGAGGGACCAAAGGGUCCUAAGCUUAUCCUCAAGACAUUGAGAGGUAGAGAAACAUUAGGUUUUUUUAGGAUGGUACCUUGCAUGUGAAAGACAAUUAUUGGUAAUACAUAAUACCUUAUUUAAACAGCAGAAGGGCCAUUGGCUUUGGCCAAAUCAAUCAAACACUUUUGUAAUUCCAUAUUUUAACACUCAGCUUUGUAUCUGCUUGUAGUAGCACUUUCAUACCCAUUGCCCUUUUUAUAUAGCUCUGCAAAAGAAAAAAAAUGUCCCUGCUUAGGAAAAGAAAAAUGAAUAAAGAGAGAGAGAAUACUUGAAAGCACAGAUUCGCCCUUCAUGGACCUCAUGCUAUUUUAUUUUAAAGAGAGAUUGUGGUCUGUAACAUGUAAAGGUGUGGAUGUAGACCUGAAAUGCUGCCAGGAGGCAAAACCUGGUGACACAGACUAACUGUUCCCCAAGAGUCCUUAAUGCUCUUGUAUUCUAGCAAAGCUGAGCUUUUCCAGUGUCAACACUUCAAAAGUUUCAGAGGAAAACUUAAUAUGUAAACCCAACCUAGAAGUCAUUAGUCCCCCCUCUGGGAGGGCUGAAUACUAAUCUAGUGUGAUGAUGGGACUCAUCCCUCCUAAAUGCACCUCAGCGUGCACACUGCUGCUACUGUUUAUAUUGUCUACAACACAAUUUCUCUGUAUCACGCACCUGGUAGUGUAUGAAUGAGCAUGAAUUGUAAAGUAUUUAUAUAUUAAAAAAAAGACAAAUCUUAAACAAAAACAAAAAACAUACAUUUUAUGUCCAUGUAGCUUUAGAGUUUGUGACAUUUCUUGACCUUGCUAGCUCUGUCGUUAGAUCCAUGUUAAGAACUAGUCGUGUGGUUAAGAAUUUUACACAGAGGAGAUUAACAAAAAAUAAGAACAACUGUAUUACUGUCCAUCAUCUGAAAUGUAAAAAAAAAAAUGUCCUUGACUAUAGGGCCCACAGGGGGGUGAACAGCUGAUCUGCAAGAAAACUGUUUUUGUACACUGUACAUCCUAGUAUUUUUACACGUAAAUGUAUAUGAUAGGGAUGCACAUUAUUUUCCUUCUUAAAGACUGCUUAAAUAAAGAACUGUCAAUCUGC
This is a messenger RNA of Myxocyprinus asiaticus (Chinese sucker), 8342 nucleotides long. RefSeq names its product RAC-gamma serine/threonine-protein kinase-like. The record is from RefSeq and is a predicted model, not a curated record. Bases 296 to 1735 code for a protein of 479 amino acids. NCBI's taxonomy places the organism in Eukaryota, Metazoa, Chordata, Actinopteri, Cypriniformes, Catostomidae. The transcript has 13 exons. Gene Ontology annotation, molecular function: protein serine/threonine kinase activity; ATP binding. Gene Ontology annotation, biological process: protein phosphorylation.